AGAAUGCCGGAGGAGAUGCGCGCGCAUCCCGGCGCCGGUUUGAAUGGUUUUUCUCAGGUGCAACAGGACGAUGAGGCUCAGUCUGGUCAGUGCAACGGUAGGACUCGACCCGUCAGUUUCUACGAUAAUUACAAGGACGUGUCAGCAAUGCCACCGUGCGUAACAUCCGCUGCGAGUGUGGGUAACUUGAAUCAGGUGCGAGAGAACGGGGCCACUACCACGACAACACUAGUUACAAGUGCAACGAGUGCUGGUAAUGUGUCUAAGAUUCAGGGGAAUAAUCGAGCAACAGCAGGUCACAUUGCCUGGAUGGAGCCCGAUCAUACAAGAGACAAUAAGGAUCUCGACAAAGCGCCGACGAUGACUAAUUGUUUGUCGACGACUGUUCCUGUCAACCUGGCGGCAUCACAAAUUGCCGGAAGACACACACCGACAAGAAGUUCACUGAGACACAGCCGUAUGAUUGUCAUGCAUCGAAAUGGAAAUGUUGUAAGGAAGUCAAGACCACCUCUCCUCAGGCAUCGAAAAUUAGCUCGAACCCUGGCAGCGGCGCAGACUAUUUUGGGUAUUGCUGUGACCUCCUUAGCCCUCUGGUUACUUCUAUGGUCACCAAACCUACCUCUAAGCGACAAUCCAUAUUGGAGUGGAAUGCCAUUAUUACUCUCCGGGAGCUUCGGAAUAUGCCUUCUGUUCUGUUUCAAGAAGGAAUAUCCUGGAAUGAGCCCAGGGCUGUGUCUCUCCGUAACCAAGACUAUCAGUGUUCUCUUAUCAGUACUAGCGACAUUAACCUGUGUACUUGCCUGCAGUGCUGCAAUUAUUCACCUGGUAAAGCUCAGUGGCCUCGAGUGUACUCCAGCACGUGUGAGAAACGCCACGUGUGCCUGCCGUCCAAAAAGCGAGAUAGCGAGUCCAGCUGAGCCUGUACUAAAAUACGUAGACCUCAACUGUCCUGAGGUCGAAGGUAUUCUCACAAUUCUGCUAAUUCUAUCAGCCUGCUGCAACGGUUUGGGAGCCGUCAUUGCCGGUUGGUAUUUGUAUCUCCACUGGAGCACCCGAGAGAAGAGGCCAGAGUACAUCAAAGUGAGAACAGGGAAUGCUAGUGCUCUUGAUCCUAGACCUAUUUACAAUCCAAACUUACAUAAUCGAUGACACAAUACACUCAAGGAAUAAUUUAAGGACUGCGUGAGCUCAGUAUUUUAGAUAUUAAAAGUGUAAAUGAGAUCAGGAUGAUUUGUACAUUGACGGAUGGAGUCGAUUGACUUUGGUAGAUUUACGGAUUUCUAAAUAAUUUCUGUAAUGAAUGAUACAACUCGCAAUGACCUCUUACCUGCGAUUUGUGAGGACAAUAGAAACUCUUUAGACAUGGGGCCACUCAAAGUCGGUUGAAGAAAGCAAAAAAGUUAUAACUUCGAAAAGAGCUGUGAAAACAAUUUUAGAAACCCUGAGAGAUAUAUUUGCGAAUAAAGUUGUAAGAGUGGGAGGAUCAACCGACUCAUUUGAUCUGAAAUAGUUCACAAGGAUCAGAAUUGCUGAGUUAAUGUUGAGUGAACAAUUUUUACUUGUAAUUUUAUUUUUUUUAUUCAAUUUGAACCAUCACAUCCUUCAAUCAAUUAAAAUAUGAAUCUCUAACAUUUAUUGUUGUAUAUUUUUAUCAAGCUAAAAUCCAAUGUAAUACUUGUUGCGUCUUUAGAUCCCUCAGCCAAUCACAGACAAUCUUUUUUGAUAAAAAAACAAUCUUUGGUGUUCUCAAUGAACUUCAAUUGAGCUCUGUAUAAAAUCCAUACAGAAUUUGAAUACGUGAAAAACACCUCUCUCCAGGCAAAAACAUGAUUGUAUUGUAAAAAUAUAUAUAUAUAUGUGUAUAUAAUAUACUCUAAAAAAUUUCUAAUAAAAUAAGUGGCAAUAAAUUCA
Molecule: messenger RNA, 1911 nt
Organism: Diachasmimorpha longicaudata
Lineage: Eukaryota; Metazoa; Arthropoda; Insecta; Hymenoptera; Braconidae
Product: sarcospan
Exons: 5
Coding region: 4-1149 (381 amino acids)
Cellular component (GO): dystrophin-associated glycoprotein complex; sarcolemma
Source: RefSeq, a predicted model, not a curated record